Molecule: messenger RNA, 288 nt
Organism: Ambispora gerdemannii
Lineage: Eukaryota; Fungi; Glomeromycota; Glomeromycetes; Archaeosporales; Ambisporaceae
Source: the annotation of a GenBank genome assembly
AUGUCCGAAAUUAUCAACAAAAAGUUAAUGAUCGAAAAAAAUAGAUGUGCUUACAACGUCUUCCUUGGCAAAAAGCAACCAACUGAAUACGAAAAGAACCAACAACGGCUAUUAACGACCAAAGACAGUGUAAGGAAAAAGGUUAAGUCGAAAAAAAGACCCAGAACAAACGAUGACUCCGUCAAUGAUCAAAUGGGACGGACGUUAACAUUGCCAUCUUCAUCCAUUCCAGCAAAUAUAAAUGAAAACAAUCAUACGUUAGCUGCAGCCACUUAUUCGGAUCAAUGA